Drosophila hydei is the source of this 3690-nucleotide messenger RNA. It is a transcript of the gene Tie, whose product is annotated as mucin-5AC. Gene Ontology annotation, molecular function: transmembrane receptor protein tyrosine kinase activity; ATP binding. Gene Ontology annotation, biological process: protein phosphorylation; cell surface receptor protein tyrosine kinase signaling pathway; positive regulation of kinase activity. The record is from RefSeq and is a predicted model, not a curated record. The annotation marks the transcript as partial. Lineage: Eukaryota; Metazoa; Arthropoda; Insecta; Diptera; Drosophilidae. The transcript has 5 exons. Gene Ontology annotation, cellular component: signaling receptor complex.
UUUUCGGUAUAUGCUUCGCUAACGAUGUCGUUGAUGGAAAUUCAUCGAAGCAAUGAAUCAUUUUGGCGUCGCGGAUCGUACAUGUUGCUGCUGCUGCUGCUAGUGGCAUUGUCAUUGCUGUUGCAAGUAGAGGCAGCAACAACAGCGACAACAGCUAGCGAAACGCAAACGAGUGCAACUAAUGGUGCAAUUAGACAGCAGCAGCAAGGGGCAGACGUGCAACAAGACAAUGUAACAGCAGCAGCAACAGCAGCGGCAGCAGCAGCAGCGGCAGCAACAGCAACAAUUGCUGGCAGCGAAAGCCAAAUGCCAGGCAAUUCAGCAGAAAUUUUGAGCGCCGGAGAUGUGGAUGUGGUUGCCGAGAAGCCCACCACAUACCGGCCCACAGGCAGCAAUCGCCCUUCGAUUGCCACACAGAGCUCGGCGCAGGAGCGAGAGCGCAAGCUGCUGAAUGUGCUGGCUGCUCGUCGCACGGCUCUGCACCGUGGCAACUUUCGCAAUCGCAUCGGUACGACCGGACGCAGCGCCACCUCUCCAUCGGCUGCCGUGGAGAGCACUUCGAAGGCGCCAAGCGAUCCACGCUCCGUGUGCAUACGCAACUGCACCAAGAACUUCACACGUCGCACCACCGCCAGCUGCAUGCGGCAAUGCGCCAAUUUCACGCGCAUGGCUAUGGCUGGCACUGUCAGCAGCAAUAACAGCAGCUCUGUGGUGCUGCGUGCGCCUAGCAAGGCGGCGGUGGCCACGGGGGAAAGGGACACCAAUGAGAUCCUCUUCAGCGAUGAGUCGUCGCAUGGACUCUUUGUGGUGGCCAAGGAGCAGAACGAUACGCUUAACCACAUAGCGGAUGGCGCUGUUAAGCAGCGUGGCCGUGGCAAGCCAGUGGCCUCGCUGCAGCAAACGCAGGAGGAGGACGAUGAGGAGGAAGAGGAUGGAGAGCUGCAGCCGUAUCUUUACUUUGGCUCUAAGCUGCCGCCUAUCAAACCUGGCGCACUGACUAUCACCCCCGCCGAGGGCGAUGAUGAGCAUCCACGCGUGCUGGAGAUUUCUGUGAGUCAGAUCAGCAGCAGCACCACCACCAGCACCACCACGGCGGAGCCAACAACAGAGUCCACCGUGAAGCCCACCAUCUCAACGCGCCGCCCACUAACUGCUGUGGAGCGUAGUCGCAGUCGCUAUAAAUAUCACAUGCGUGAGCGUGGUAUUGUUGCACCACCAGCUGCACCAGCAGCUGCUCCACCAGUUGCUAUUAGCAGAACACGCUACGUGGGCUCUGGGCGACCCACAGCCGGCUUGGCUGAGAGUUCAGUGGAGCAGAAGUCAGCUGAAGCGGAGCCUGUGGUGGUGCGUCGAGUGGUUACCAAGCCACAGACAUCCUCUACACCACUCAUAAUCACAGUGCUGAGCGCUGAGGAUGAGACAACCAUGGGGCAAGUGGUGCCCGAGGUGCAGCCAGAGCCAAGCACCACGAGCACAAGCAGCACUAGCUCCACCAGCAGCACAACGAGCACGACAAGCACCAGCACAAGCACAACCUCAACUACAACCACCACCACCGAACCACCUAGUACCACUAAAAGGCCAAGCACAACAACGACUAGCAGCACAACUACUAGCACCACAACGACGAGCACUACGCCUUCGACGACGACAAGCACGACAACGAGCACCACUACAACCACCAGCAAUCCAGUGACAACCACAGCUGCCACCACAACCACACUGUCGGCCAAGCACAUGACCAUCAUCGAGGAGGAUAAGGAACGACUGCGCGCCUUAGGACCGUCACUCACGCAGGAGAUCAACAUCGAGGAUCAGAAUAAUUUGAUAAUCUUUUGCAACAGCACCGCCAACUGUGAGGCGACACCACGCACCACACAGUACGCACCAACCACCGACUCCAGUUCGGGCUCCAAAAUACUGCGCACCACAGUAUUGACAUCUGUGCGCUCCACGGUCAAUCCACGCACCACCAGUCCAGCAAGUCCGGUGAAGGCGCCCAUUGGCAAUGUUUUCAUUGGAAUUGUGGAGUCCUCUGCCUCCUCCUCCACAGCUGCCUCUGAUAUUAGCUCCACAGCUAUUGCAGAGGAGCGCGACGUGGGCAUGGAGAUGCGGCGCAUGAAUCUGGUCACAUUGGUGCUGGUGGCGGUGGGUGUGGUGCCACUGGUAGCCAUUGUCAUGUAUAUGGUGCGCAACUAUGUGGUGCGAAGGCAGGCCAAGCAGGACGACGUGUUCGAUGUGUGCAUCACAGAUCAGCAGCCCAUAAGUCCGGUGAAGAAAGUGGACUCCAAAUAUCAGCUAGAGCUGGACGAAGAUGAGGUCGAUCAUCAUCAGCAACAGCAGCAGCAGCAGCAGCAGCACUUACAGCGCGAUGCGAAUCACAAUCGCUACGAGGACAAAUCGUCCUUGGCCAGCGAGUAUCACGAGUUCGAGCGCAGCAACAUACGCUUGAAGAGUCUUCUGGGCGAGGGCAACUUUGGCCAAGUGUGGAAGGCGGAGGCUGAUGAUCUGAGUGGACACUUUGGCGCCACAAGGAUUGUGGCUGUAAAGACCAUACGCGCCUGCAGCGCCCAGGUGAGCCUCAAGGAUGAGGCCAACAUCAUGCGCAAGCUGGGCUCCCAUCAGAACGUGGUCACACUUCUGGGAGCAUGCGUCGAGAGCGAGCCCCACAUGCUAAUCAUGGAGUAUGCGAUGCGCGGACGUCUGCUCUCGCUGCUGCGUGCCGCACGUAGUGCCACGAAUAUUCUGCCCGCCUCAGUGCCAGGUGGACGCAGCCUGGCGCCUCUCUCGCCGCGCACUCUAGCGGGCUUUGCUUUGGAUAUUGCCUGCGGCAUGGAGUACAUAGCCGGGCACAGGAUUGUCCAUCGCGAUCUGGCUGCGCGCAAUGUCCUGCUCGAUCACAAUGGCAUGUGCAAGAUUUGCGAUUUUGGCAUGUCCAUUGAUCUGGAUGCGGAGCGCAUGCGCAAGGAGCAGGAGAAGAAUGCUGCGAACGACAUAAUGCGCAGCAAUGCGCACAAAUUCAAAUUCGACUUUGGCAGUCGCUACAUACUGCAGCACUGGCAGCAGACCUUUGGCCAGCCAGCCGGCGGCUGCUCCAAGGAUCAAACGUCGUCCGAGAAGAAGCAUCAUGGCCACGACACAAUUGGCAAAAGGCAUGCACUGCCCAUACGCUGGAUGGCACCGGAGAGUCUACAGUUCCACAUGUUCACCACCGAAACGGACAUCUGGGCCUUUGGCAUUGUGCUCUGGGAGAUUGCCACCUUGGGCUCUACGCCCUACUCGCACCUGACGGGCCGUGAGGUCAUUCGCCGUGUGCCGCAGGGCCUGCGUCCGGAACUGCCAAAGGAGAGCCGGCACGAGUUCUACAAUCUGAUGUCCCGCUGCUGGCACAAGGAGCCGCAUAUGCGACCCUCCUUCGCACAGUCGCGCCUGGAAAUCACCCGCUCGCUGCACAAGUGGGUGGAGGACGAUUCCGCCGCCUCCGAUUACAUGGAUGUGAGCGGCUUCAGUGAGGAUCUCGAGCAUGGCGUUGUCUACUUCAACCAUCGCAUCUCAGAGUUUGAGUGCGAGAUAUGACGUUGACUGAAUCACCCCAUCCACCAAACCUCCAUCAGCAUCCACCUGCACACCACGUCGCCAUUGCCCACCAACUAAUAUAUGUAAAUCAGGCUCAUUCACACACACACUCAC